AAUAACUCUAUAACCAAAUUCAGUUGCCCUUCUUCCACUGAACCGCUAUGAAAUUCUGGUUUUAUUUUUACUUGGUGUUGAAUAUCUAUGAAGUUUAUUCACAAAAAACACGCUAUGUAAUUCUUUCACGAAACAUGAUUUGUACCUCAUGGUCCAGUAGUGACGUGCAAUGGACGAACUUCCCAUCAAUACCAAAAAAAAAUAUUCUUUACCAAUUACCACCAAGCUAUUUGAAAAGUCAUUCUUUGGAUGCACAUCUCGCUGUGUAUUUUUAUCCACAUCAGUCGUCAAUAUUGUCAUUUGGAGAUGAACCGUUACAUCUUGAAGGCGCAGAAAUCCUCCAAAACAUUUUACCCAUCUACAGUCAUCUAAUCCCCACUAUACAACAAAUGGUUCUUUGGACAAACGAAGCUAUUCCGAAACUCAGACCAGUUCUAGAAGACGUAUCAGAAAAGAACAAAAAACCACAACAAACAGAACUCACUUAUAAACCUCUCCUGAAAAUUAGGUGGCACAUGGAUAAAUCGUUUCAUGAAAUCGUGCCCAAACCAGUGUUAACAAAAUGUGCAAAAAAAACAACUUUCCAUUGUAUUGAUACCCAACUCGAACCAGGAAGAAAAAGAGGAAACGCAAUUAUUUCAUACUCACGAACUGCGAACCCAACAAAUCGCAACAUCAAGUGGAUGGCUGUGGUUAAGCCAAACCAAUCAAAAAUCGAGUUGUUGUAUGGGUCAGAAGUUGUUUUAACUAUCAGAUGGUUCCUGGAUAAAAUUGCAGGGCCAAAGAUUUCCUGGGUUUUGAAGAAAAACGACGCAGUCACAGCACAAAUUCGUUGUUUUGAAACUCGAGAAAAUGGGAAACUUAAACUUAUGUGUAUGGUCGAUCGAAAUGACCCUCCUUUAGACUUGAGCCAGUUUUCGUUUGGGAAAAAUGAGACUUUGGAACCAACUUAUCAAUUGAAAUGGUUCAUAAAUUCGAAGUCGGCGCAAAUUAAGUGGGUUUUGUAUAAAACAUUAAAAAAAACUUUGAAUAAACAACUCAUACACAAUAAAGUUAAUCAGCCAAAUGAUGAGGUUUCGCAUGACGAAAAUGGUUUUGGACAAUUUAUGGAGAAACAUGAGACUUAUCAAGACAUUGGACAAAAUUAUAAUAAACUCGUAGAAACUGAACAAGUGGACACAUCAAAACAUCAGCAAACAGAUUUGGGGAACCACGAGAUUUAUGAAGAAAUAGAACUAGAUGAUAAGGAAUUACUUGGGGAGGCUGCGCAAGGUCAGAACGUUAACGUCGAGACUGAUUCAAAACAUCGGCAAACAGGUAUCGCAUCAUCUGAGGGAGGCUCUUUUGGUUUGUCGAUUGGAGGCUCCCUAAAACUGAAAAAUCCCCUUUCUGGACUUUUAUCAGGUGGUAAAGAAGCUUCCAAAAGUGGUGGCGUCGGCUUAGCAAUUGGAGGAGCUUUGAAAUAUAAUAAAAAUAAAUUUGAAACAAAUCACACCUUGAAAGAGAAUACAAGAAGUAAACUGAAAUCCGGAAGUAAGCGACCAAGAUUACAUCCAGGGGAGAAAUUUGAGAAUUUACCAAUGGCAGUACAAUAUUUUUUAAAGCACCCAAAGCAAUUGGGCCUAAAGUAUAAGUCCCCAUAUGAUAGGGAAUGGUGGGAAAAUAUGAUAGAAAAGUGGCAACCUUAUAUUCCUAAGAAAUGAUAAGUGAAAUACAUAUAUGCUGUUGUAAAGUAUGGGUUUGUGUUAUUUCAUUUUGUUCUAAUAAAAUAAUUGGUAAUAAUUU
This is a messenger RNA of Tribolium castaneum (red flour beetle), 1785 nucleotides long. RefSeq lists its product as uncharacterized. The record is from RefSeq and is a predicted model, not a curated record. Lineage: Eukaryota; Metazoa; Arthropoda; Insecta; Coleoptera; Tenebrionidae. The coding region runs from base 48 to 1703 and encodes 551 amino acids. The transcript is spliced from 5 exons.